AUGGUCCCGGAGGCAUCCGCGGCGGCCCCAUGGCUGGAGCGCGGCGCCCACGCCGCGGGCCUCCUCGCCGCCGCGCUCGCCGCGGGCCGCGGCGCCGCGAGGCUGAGCCUCUUCGGCAACGAGGGCAUCGGCGCCGGGGGCGCCGUCAAGGUGGCACAGAACCUCCACCCGCACAGCAGCAUCGAGGACCUCGACCUCACGCGCUGCGGCCUGGGGGACCAGGGGGCCGAGGCGCUGGCCACGGCGCUGCCGCGGGCCCGGGCGUUGAAGGAGCUAUGUAUUGGCCGCAACGGCUUGGGCCCCACCGGCUGCCGCCACCUUGCGAGGGCACUCGCCGGGGCCCGGGCGCCCGCGAUGCUGAGCCUCCGCGACAACCGCGUCGGCGACGAGGGCGCCGCAGCGCUCGCGGAGGCCCUCGAGAGCAACCGGGGGCUGACGGAGCUGGAGCUGAGCGGUAACGGCCUGGGCAACCCAGGCGCGGGCGCCCUGGGCGAGGCACUGCUCAAGAACAGGAAGCUCGCCACGCUGUGCCUGCAGGACAAUCGCAUCGGCGAUGCGGGUGCGGCGGGGUUGGCUGUUGGCCUGCCCGCAAACCGCCACCUGCAGGAGCUUGACCUCAGCGGCAACGACAUCGGGAACGCUGGAGUGGGGCAACUGGCCAAGGCGCUGCAGGCCAACGAGUUUCUGGAGACGCUCUCGCUCGAGAGGAAUCGGGUCGACGGCGAGGUUCUUGGUGCGCUGGAGGAGAUCUUUGAGGCGCGCAGCUCGCUGAGGCAGCCGCAGGAGGCCCGCCAGGACAGGUGUGACCCCGGGCGGGGCCCGACUUCGAGCGAGAUCUGGCCGUAG
This is a messenger RNA of Prorocentrum cordatum, 846 nucleotides long. NCBI's taxonomy places the organism in Eukaryota, Dinophyceae, Prorocentrales, Prorocentraceae. The record is from the annotation of a GenBank genome assembly.